Ornithodoros turicata is the source of this 559-nucleotide messenger RNA. RefSeq lists its product as uncharacterized. Lineage: Eukaryota; Metazoa; Arthropoda; Arachnida; Ixodida; Argasidae. The record is from RefSeq and is a predicted model, not a curated record. The transcript is spliced from 4 exons. The coding region runs from base 5 to 559 and encodes 184 amino acids. Gene Ontology annotation, molecular function: DNA binding.
UCCUAUGUUGAACAUGACCAAGAAGCUCCCUGCUCCUUGUUCCUCCACAUCAGCUGUGUCCAGGCAGCAACCACCGCCUGCCCCUCACCCAAAUGGGGAAGUUGUGCAUACACCGUCAAGAGACAAUGAAGUGUCUAGGCUGUUGCUCUCUUGUGUGGAGAGCCACACGGACAGCAACAUUGAAGAGAAGGGCAGCACGCCUGAGGCUUGUUCAAGCCAGUCACAGGACAGUAUGGAUGGCCCCUUUCUGCCAUCUGAGACGUUUUCUCAGCUACGCAGCCAAGAGCUGCAAAGCUUGGAGAUGACACCCCCAGCCGCAAGACCAGCGCCGAAGAAAAGGAAAGCAUCUGAGGAAAGCCUCGCUUCGAUAUUGACACAGGCAACGGAAAAUAUGCAACUUGGGGGACGGUGCACCAGAUCUCAUUUGGACAUGGAUGACGAAGAAACUUUAUUUUUAUUAAGUCUUCGGAACAGACUACGGUCCUUGGAAGUGAAACAAAAGCGUCUAGCAUACAUGCAAAUGCAGAAUGUAUUUUUCAAUCUUGAAUUUGAUGAAUGA